Oppiella nova is the source of this 826-nucleotide messenger RNA. Lineage: Eukaryota; Metazoa; Arthropoda; Arachnida; Sarcoptiformes; Oppiidae. The record is from the annotation of a GenBank genome assembly.
AUGCUUAGAGAGAGUGCAAUAAGUGAUGAAAAGACAGCAAAAGAGUGAAUAAUUGGUUAUAAAAAGUAAUCAUUUGUUUGUCGAGUAUUCAUCUGAAAGUGAUUUACAAUUACUUGCGAUUCGUAUGAAUGCAUAGAAAAUGAGCUCAAAUUCAGUGCAAUUAAGUCAACAACAGUUCAAAAUCGUGUUAUUAGGCGAGGGGUGUGUGGGGAAGACCUCAAUGAUGCUGCGAUACUGUCACAACAAAUUCAAUGACACUCACGAGUCGACACUUCAGGCGUCGUUUCUGACCAAAAAGUUUAUCGUAAACAACACUCGAGUCCAGCUGUCCAUUUGGGACACGGCAGGUCAGGAGCGGUUCCACGCGUUGGGUCCCAUCUAUUACAGGGACUCCAACGGAGCGGUUCUCGUGUACGACGUGUCGGACGCCGACUCCCUCUCCAAAGUCAAGUCGUGGGUCAAAGAGUUGCGCAAAAUUCGCGGCAAUCAUGUGGUGCUCGCCAUCGUCGGCAAUAAGACAGACCUCCUGUCACCGCAACAGCAGCACAACAUCGCCGACAACGAGAUCAUAGCCGAGGCCCAGAAGUACAGCCAAUCGGUGAACGCCAACCAUUACUGCACGUCCGCGAAGACCAACAAAGGCAUCGACGACCUCUUCCUCGACUUAACUCACAAAAUGUUGGCACAAAACCAGUUACUUCACGAACAAACACAAGUCAAGUCCCGGUCCACCACUUCCGGCUCCAGUCAGAGAGGCCUCACAAUAGCUGCCGACCCGCCCACUGACGAGGAGAGCGCCGACACCCGAAGGAACAAGUGUUGCUAA